Neospora caninum is the source of this 1029-nucleotide messenger RNA. RefSeq lists its product as hypothetical. The coding region runs from base 1 to 1029 and encodes 342 amino acids. Gene Ontology annotation, biological process: double-strand break repair via homologous recombination; peptidyl-serine dephosphorylation. The record is from RefSeq and is a predicted model, not a curated record. Gene Ontology annotation, molecular function: protein serine/threonine phosphatase activity. The transcript is spliced from 9 exons. NCBI's taxonomy places the organism in Eukaryota, Apicomplexa, Conoidasida, Eucoccidiorida, Sarcocystidae. Gene Ontology annotation, cellular component: cytoplasm; nucleus.
AUGGCGAGCGUGGAAGGCUCUUCGGCAGGCGGGGACAGUGCAUGCGGGGCGACUGCCUGUCUCUCCGAUGGGGGUCCAGGCGAGCUGUGCACCUCGAAGGCCGUGGCCUCGGGGAUGAGCCUUCUCGAUCGGCAAAUCGAACAGCUGCGGCGCUGCGAAUGCAUCCCCGAGCGAGAAGUGAAGGCGCUCUGCGCAAAAGCGAAGGAAAUCCUCGUCGAGGAAAGCAACGUCCAGCGCGUCGACGUCCCAGUCACAAUUUGCGGAGACAUCCACGGACAGUUCUACGACCUGUUAGAGUUGUUUCGCGUCGGCAAUUUCCUUCCGGAGACGAGCUAUUUGUUUCUGGGGGACUUUGUCGACCGCGGGUACUUCUCCGUCGAGACGUUUCUCUUCCUUCUGGCUCUGAAAGUUCGUUAUCCGGACCGAAUUACGCUCAUUCGCGGCAACCACGAAUCCCGCCAAAUCACCCAGGUUUACGGAUUCUACGACGAAUGCCUGAGGAAAUACGGUAGCAGUACAGUGUGGAGAUACUGCACAGAAGUCUUCGAUUACUUGGCGCUCGCAGCGAUCAUCGACGACCGCCUCUUCGCUCUCCACGGCGGCCUCUCUCCUGCCAUCUCCAGCGUCGACGAGAUAAGGUCCAUCGACCGCAAGCAGGAAGUUCCUCACGAAGGCCCAAUGUGCGAUCUUUUGUGGAGCGAUCCUGAAGACAUGCAGGGCUGGGGAUACAGCCCACGAGGCGCGGGGUACCUCUUCGGCGCCGACAUCGUCAAGGCGUUCUGCCACACCAACAACAUCGAGAUCAUCGCCCGAGCCCAUCAACUCGUCAUGGACGGAUACAAGUGGUGGUUCGGCAAGAAACUCGUGACGGUUUGGUCCGCGCCAAACUACUGCUACCGGUGCGGAAAUGUCGCGACAGUCAUGGAACUGGACGAGCAGCUCAACUACCAAUUCAAGACCUUCGAAGCGGCGCCGCCGGAGCGGCGCGGCAUCCCUUCGAAGAAGCCUCCGCCAGAUUACUUUUUGUAA